GGGAGUGUGUGCUGCCUACAAUUAUCUGCAAUGGAGUGUGUUAAUGGAAGGCUUGGAUUAGCUUGCUGGAAGAGCAUGUAAAGGGCUUUUUCACUUAAAAAACUGCAAAACCAAAAGCACAAGCAAUUUCUGAACAAUAAAAGAUUUCAUGUAUGAUUGAUACCUGCUUGGCUGGAUUAAGGCUUUUAUGUUUUCAUGGAGAUCAGCCUCUCUUGAAACACAGGGAACUUUACAUAGUGGUAGUGGUGAUUUGUAUCAUCGUGGCAGCCUCUUCUCAAGGUGCUGUGGCUACACAGAUUGCAGUGAUUGUAAUAUAGCCCACAUUGGUAGCAGUGCAUAUUGUAAGAUCUUCACAAAUCCACACUGCUCAGCAAACAGCACAGUGAGGUUAUGCGAGUCAAACAUCUGCAAUGAAGUGGCUCAGGAAAUAAAUGGAAAAGUGCCAGUCAAGCACUCCCCACGGCCAUCUUCAAAUCCAAAGCCACAAGUGCCUCCAAAACCAUUGCAUCUGCAGAAUUCACAGUCAUCCAUUGCCCAGCAAACCCCUAGACAUAAAUCUUUACAUACUGCGAAGCCAAGAAUGGAGGAAGUUACAUCUACCUCUUCUUGUGUAUCAAAAGAAAAAACUAGCAAAGUGUCUCAUCUCAUCAGUCAUUUUGAAGGAGGCAGCUUGCCCAUUCCUAGUGAGCUGAAGAGAGAAUCCUGUGUUCCAAAUGUUGCUAAAUCUCAAGGAAAGCAUGGGUCAGCGCCAUCACCACAGCCAAAAUUCCUCACCCAGCACCCUCUACAAAAGCAGGGAAAUAGUACAGAUCAAUCUCAGGAUGUACAGAAUCACACCGCCAAUGGAUUAGUAACACAGGACCAGUUGGACUGUAGGGACAGCACGUUGUCAAUUCAUAAUGCUACUUGGCCUAUUCAAAAUGACAGUGCUUCAUUUAACAGUGGUUUGGUAAAUGGAGAAAGAAAGAGCACUAGCACAGAUUCAUUGCAAACUAUGAUGGCCUGCAAAGGACAAGCAGUCAGUAGCUGCUGCCGGACUCCAAGUGUGAAUACGUUUUCAGCUGGAAAAGAAACUAUAGAAAUAACUACAAAUACAGAGGAUAAGCAGGUUGAAGAGCACAAUAAGCCAGAUCCAAGUAUGGAGACAAAGGAGACGGAUGAACAGAAAUGUUAUAAAAUUGCCAGUGAGCUUUUGCAAACAGAAAGAGCAUAUGUCAGCAGACUUGCUCUCUUGGAUCAGGUAUUUUAUAAUAAACUUAUGGAAGAAGCUAGUCGGGGUUCAUUUCCUGCUGAAGUUGUUAAUAAGAUCUUUUCAAAUAUUUCAUCCAUAAAUCAGUUUCAUAGUCAAUUCUUGCUGCCAGAGCUUGAGAAAAGGAUGCAGGAAUGGGACACAAACCCCAGGAUCAGCGAUAUCUUGCAGAAAUUAGCCCCAUUCCUCAAGAUGUAUGGAGAGUAUGUGAAGAAUUUUGACAAUGCAAUGGAACUAGUGAAAACAUGGACCGAACGAUCACCUCUCUUCAAAUCCAUUAUUCACGAUAUCCAGAAACAGAAAAUUUGUGGAAACUUGACCUUGCAACACCACAUGCUAGAACCUGUACAACGCAUUCCCCGGUAUGAGAUGCUUCUGAAGGACUACCUAAGAAAAUUGCCUCAGGACUCUGUAGACUGGAAGGAUGCCGAAAAAUCCUUAGAAAUAAUAUCCACAGCAGCAAGUCAUUCCAAUAGUGCCAUCCGAAAAAUGGAAAAUUUGAAGAAGUUGUUGGAGGUUUAUGAAAUGUUAGGAGAAGAAGAAGAUAUUGUGAAUCCUUCAAAUGAGCUUAUAAAAGAAGGACAGAUACUUAAACUUGCUGCUCGUAAUACAUCUGCUCAAGAACGAUACCUUUUUUUAUUCAACAACAUGCUGCUGUACUGUGUCCCCAAGUUCAGCUUAGUGGGAUCUAAGUUCACUGUUCGGACAAGAGUUGGCAUUGAUGGUAUGAAAAUUGUGGAAACACACAAUGAAGAAUACCCACAUACAUUCCAAGUGUCUGGGAAGGAGAGAACUUUGGAAUUGCAGGCCAGUUCUGAACAAGACAAAGAAGAAUGGAUAAAGGCUCUCCAAAAUACUAUAGAUGCUUUUCAACAGAGAAACGAAACAUUCCGAAAUGCUAUUGCAAAAGAAUUUGAUGACACACCCAUUGAAGUUUCUACAGCUGAACUUGGGAAGAGAGCACCAAGAUGGAUUCGAGACAAUGAAGUGACCAUGUGCAUGAAAUGCAAAGAGCCCUUCAAUGCACUGACAAGGAGGAGGCAUCAUUGCCGAGCAUGUGGGCAUGUGGUUUGCUGGAAGUGUUCUGAUUAUAAAGCUCAUCUUGAAUAUGAUAGCAAUAAAUUGAACAAAGUUUGUAAAGACUGCUACCACAUUAUAACAGGGUGCACAGAUAGUGAAGAAAAGAAAAAGAGAGGAAUCUUGGAGAUUGAAUCAGCAGAAGUAUCUGGAAACAGUGUAAUAUGUAGUUUUCUCCAAUAUUUGGAAAAGUCCAAAACAUGGCAAAAGGCUUGGUGUGUGAUUCCUAAGCAGGAAGCCCUUGUACUGUAUAUGUAUGGUGCACCACAGGAUGUAAAAGCACUGGCCACUAUUCCGUUGUUGGGCUACACAGUGGAUGACACUCCAAGAAGUGCUGACCUUCCACACAGUUUCAAGUUGACUCAGUCUAAGUCUGUGCACAGCUUUGCUGCAGACAAUGAGGACCUGAAGCAGAAGUGGUUGAAAGUCAUCCAUUUGGCUGUCAAAGGUGAAACACCAGACUGCCCAAAUGAUCUGCAGAUGAAUUUGGAGGAUCAGCAUGACAGUUCUGCAAAAUCAGAAUGUGAAGCUUGAUAAGUCUGUAGGAUAUAGUUUUUCCCCAGUCAAACUCGAGUUGACACUACUUUUGAAAACAACAAAAAGCCAGCUUUUCUAACUCUACCAUUUUCCAUAGCACUUUAUGUUGGAAAAGAAAAACAUGUUCAUCUUUUUAAAGAGAACUUUUUCUUAUAUUUAUGUUAUGUCAAUAAAAGUAACAUACAGAGCCAUUCUAUACUUCCUUUUUAUUACAUGAAUGUCUUUAUCAAAAAGUUACCAGUGUUCCUGUACUAUACCACUUUCUGAGAAAAUCUCAUUAUAUGACAUCAAUGCUGUUGGGGAAGAAAUGGAGGUUUUCAUAAUGUUCUUAGUAUUGGUAUAUCUUGGUUUCUUCUAGGAUUCAUAGCUGUGUGUUUAAAAGAUAUACCUCCUAUUGCCAAAAUAAAUGUUUAGUAGAAUGUAAGGACAGGUUGGUUUAUUGAAUACAAAUACUGCGAAUAUUUAUACUGACUUAUACAUAGAUUCUUUCAGCUUGUGUUUGAGGUCAGAACAUUGUUCAGAAUGUCUAACAUUUGAAAUUACCUAUUUAAGAAAAUGUUCUUUUCUGUUUUAAAACACAUUAGAUAGCAAAUACAGCAAGUUGUAGGGUAUGCAAUUAGAAGGAAAAUGUACUAUACUUAAUUUGGAUAUUUUUUUAUUUCAUAUUGUUCACGACAGCUUAUGAUUUAUUUUAAAAUUAAGCAUGCAUCCUCUUAAAAAUUUAACAGGGGAUUCUAAAUUAAAAACAGCUAAUGACUUGAUUAUAUCUAAUAGUACUGAUAUUUUUAUACAGUAAUAUAGAGCUUUAAAAAGUAGAAGUAAUUCAAAUGGCAUGUAAUGGGUAUGUCAGUUCUAGCUGUGUUUGGAAAAGCGUAAUAAUUCCUCUUCUUAAUCUCAUGCCUGUUACCUUGGAAGGUGGUGCUACCUUUUUAAUAUUACAAGUGCUUCACUAAUUAAUAACUUGGUCUUAAAUGAUCAGUUAUGAUCAUGUAUUUUGCCUUUAUAGAUGGUCACUAGCACCCAGACCUUAACAUUGUGCUUCAUUUCAAAUAUCACAAACAAAUCAUUUUAAGUUUAAUUAUAUAAUAUCUGAAUAGACUAAACUAUGGUUUGCAGUUGGUUAGCAAAUACACAGUCAAACCAUGCUUUCUGAAUAGUUAGACAUGGUGUCUCAAAAUGACAAUUCAUGUUAAAAACCAUUGCUCUUUCUCCAGAAACCAUUACAUUGACUGAAAUCCUAUUGCUUAGUGCACUAAGUUGCAACUAGAGUAGGCCCAU
This is a messenger RNA of Pogona vitticeps (central bearded dragon), 4141 nucleotides long. The record is from RefSeq and is a predicted model, not a curated record. NCBI's taxonomy places the organism in Eukaryota, Metazoa, Chordata, Lepidosauria, Squamata, Agamidae.